AUGGCAUUCUCCGGUUUUGAAGGGUUUGAGAAACGGUUGGAGCUGCAUUUCUUUGGUGAUGAUCCAGCAAUCCUCCAACUGGGUCUUAGAAAACUUGAGUUUGAAUGUAUAGAACAAACCCUACAAGCUGUUCAAUGCACGGUGGUUUCAGCCGUUGGAAACUCCUAUUUUGAUGCCUAUGUGCUAUCAGAAUCAAGCCUCUUUGUGUACCCAACAAAGAUCAUAAUCAAAACAUGUGGGACCACCCAACUUCUCAAAUCCAUUCUUCCUUUGAUCUUCUACGCACACAACCUCUUAGGCCUCACUCUUACCUCUUGCCGCUACACCAGAGGUAGCUUCAUCUUCCCCAAGUCACAACCUUUCCCUCACACAAGUUUCAAAGACGAAGUAACCUUCUUAGAAACCACACUCCCUCCAAAUUUAUGCUUCAGAAAAGCCUCCAUCAUGCCCUCAAAAUCUUCCUCACAUUCAUGGCAUGUUUUCACCGCCACCACCAACCCCUCUCAUGCACCUUAUGAUCACCACCACCCAUUCACCAUGGAAAUAUGCAUGACCGACCUCGACCCCCUCCUCGCCGGGAAAUUUUUCCGCCGACCCGGCGACGGAAAAUCCGGCGACUCUGCCGGAAAAGAGAUGACGGAGCUAACCGGCAUCGACGAAAUAAACGAACACGCUCUGGUGUGCGAUUUCGCGUUCGACCCAUGUGGGUACUCCAUGAACGGCAUGGACGGGGACUGGUACUCCACCAUUCACGUAACCCCAGAAGACGGUUACAGCUACGCAAGCUUUGAGUGCGUGGGGUCCACGUGCAUGAAUGGUGACGUGGACAUAGUCCACGUGUUGAGGAAGGUGGUUCAGAUUUUCCGACCGGGAAAUAUGUCGGUGUCUACGACGUCGUGCGGUAACUACGGGAACGAGGUUUGGAGAAAGGUUGCAGGUGCGGUGGAGCCUCUGGGGUUGAAAUGCCGUAGCUGUGUGAUGGACCAGUUUCCGGCGGCAGGGAGUGUUGUGUUUCAAACGUUUUCGCCUCUUCGCCGGAAAAGGGCACAGUAA
Molecule: messenger RNA, 1053 nt
Organism: Abrus precatorius (Indian licorice)
Lineage: Eukaryota; Viridiplantae; Streptophyta; Magnoliopsida; Fabales; Fabaceae
Product: S-adenosylmethionine decarboxylase proenzyme 4-like
Exons: 1
Coding region: 1-1053 (350 amino acids)
Biological process (GO): spermidine biosynthetic process; spermine biosynthetic process
Cellular component (GO): cytosol
Molecular function (GO): adenosylmethionine decarboxylase activity
Source: RefSeq, a predicted model, not a curated record